This is a messenger RNA of Labeo rohita (rohu), 1948 nucleotides long. Its product is annotated as sialoadhesin. The record is from RefSeq and is a predicted model, not a curated record. The coding region runs from base 94 to 1437 and encodes 447 amino acids. Lineage: Eukaryota; Metazoa; Chordata; Actinopteri; Cypriniformes; Cyprinidae. The transcript has 8 exons.
AUAAAUGGUUUGAAAUUAAUGUGUGUCUGCCUCACAACAUUGUCACUCUUUUACUUAAGGCAGUUCUGAAACUGAAAAUCCGAAAGUUAAAGGAUGGACUUCAGAAUCACAUCACUGAUUCUACUUCUACAUGUUUCAGGCUCUCUAACAUUGAAACACAUCUCUGUGACGUGUAAAAACAUUUGUGCUCUGAAGGAAACCAAUGUGCAGUUGACGUGCUCUUACAACAGCAGGAUCAACAUCAACAUCAAAACUGUGUUCUGGUUCAGUGAGAAACAAAGAACAAACUGGAGAAAAAUCAAUAAACCUGAAGAUUUGACUUUAGACUCAGACUACUCAGGACGAGUGAAACAUCAGAUCUCAAGCAGCUCCUCAACACUCACAAUAUCAGACGUGAGAGAGAGAGACUCUGGAGAAUAUCAGCUCAUGUUCAUCAUGAAUGAUGGAGUUAAACAUCUCAGAUCAGCAGCAGUCAGUCUAACAGUCACAGACCUGCAGGUGAAGUGGAAUCCUGCAUCUACAGUUAAGAGAGUAAAACUGACCUGUGAUACUUCCUGUGAUUUGACGUCCAGACCUCAGAAUUACUACUGGAAAAUAAAUGGACAAUAUGUAAAAGAUCUUGGUCAUUUCAGGAGCAUUACAGUUUCACCCAAAGCUGCUGGAAGUUACUCCUGUUUUCUUACUGCAGAUCUUUUGAAUUCCUCCUCUCCUGUGUGUGUUUCUCAGAGAGGCUGCUGGGAUGUGACUUACACCUCUACAAGAGUCUGUGCUUUGGUGAACUCAACAGUAGACAUUUCCUGCACAUACUCACAUCCCUCUGGUCAUACUGUAAUUAAAACCUUCUGGCAUUACGGUCCAUCUGACGGUCGAUCUCAGAACUUCAAGGAUCUGCGUGAGGAGCACCAGUUUGCUGGUCGUGUGGAGUAUGUGGGGAACAAACUGAGAAUCAAAGAUCUCAAGAUCAGUGACUCUGGAGAAUAUCGAUUCAUUAUCAUCACUGACAAAACAAACGGCAAAUGCUCUGGAUUACCUGGAGUCAUUCUUACAGUUACAGGUACACAGAUAAAAAGCAGCCCAGCUGUUGUAUCAGAGAAAGAGGAAGUGAUAUUAAGCUGUUCAACUAAUUGCACUCUGAAUGACAACACCUCUUACAUCUGGUACAAGAACGGACGACAGGUAACAGAUGGAUUCACUAAAGUCAACAAGCUGUACCUGGACUCAGUCAGCAAUGAAGAGCUUCAACAGUAUUCCUGUGCUGUAGGAGAUCCAGUGGACAGCACAGUGUUCAGCCAUUAUACAGUCACUCUACUGGUGUUUUUACCUCAGUUUCUCAUAAUAGCGGCUCUGUGGAUGUGGUUUUCUCAUUUCAAAACCAAACUGAAAGAGAUGUUUCAGACAUCUACAUCUGCUGUCUGUCCAUCAGAGCUGCUGGAGUGAUGUCACUGUGUUCUUCCAUUGUGACAUCAUCACCUAGCAACAGUCAGAACUGACAGCAGCAACAUCAGUGAUACAGCGAUGUCAUAGACAGUGACAGAUCAAUGACUGUCUGCAUUAUCAAACAAACUAAAACAAAACAAAACUGUAGUGCAUGGUUUAGCUAUAUUUUUCUCCAGUUGCUAAAUGCAAAAAGAAACUUUUUAUUGUUUAAAUAUCCUUUAAGAAUCCACUUUAAUAAAGUGGUGCUGCUUUUAUGUUCUGCGUAUCUUAUGAUUUAUCUAUUUUCGUGUAUGUGUACACAUAACUUUAUAUUUCAACGGCACAGAAACAUCAAAACAACUUAAUAAGCAGACAAACUGGUUAUUAACCAGGAUUCGUGUUCUAAUAUUUUAGCCCCAAGCAAUGCUGUGUCCUGUUUUAGCUUUUCUGAUAAAUCAGGCUUUUAAUCAGGGCACUGAGUGCAAUAUUAAAAUAGCAUUUUAUCUGACCAUGAAAUGUUUAUUAAAAAGAA